Molecule: messenger RNA, 1551 nt
Organism: Penicillium nucicola
Lineage: Eukaryota; Fungi; Ascomycota; Eurotiomycetes; Eurotiales; Aspergillaceae
Product: 25S rRNA (adenine645-N1)-methyltransferase
Exons: 1
Coding region: 1-1551 (516 amino acids)
Biological process (GO): ribosomal large subunit biogenesis; rRNA methylation
Cellular component (GO): nucleolus
Molecular function (GO): rRNA (adenine) methyltransferase activity
Source: RefSeq, a predicted model, not a curated record
AUGUUCGCUGUCCCAGGAUGGUCGCUUUCGAGCGAUGCUUUGAAGGUACAGACUCAGCCUGCGAAGCCUCAGAAUGAGUCCGAGAAGAAGGAUACCAAGCCCAAUGCGAAAAAUAACAAGCGCAAGCGCGCCAAUGGCGCUGUCAAUGAAAACAACGUUGAUGAGUUGUACCGUCGCCAUAUCGAAGGUGGCCCUGCCAAAGGUGGAAAGGGUGCGAAUGCUGCGGUGAAGGCAGAGCCGAAGCAAAAGCAGAAGAAGGAAAAGAAGGAGAAACAGACAUCCGAAGCCGCAUCCGAAGCCGCACCCGAGGAGCCUGCUAGCGAAGCCACUGCCCCCAUUGCUGAGGCAGAGCAAGGCGAUGAAAAGGCACCCAAGAAGAAGCAGAAGAGAAACAGAAAGAACAAGGACAAGGAUGCCGAAGCCUCAAAGCAGACCAACGACGCUGCAUCCUCAACCGACGCAGUUCCUACUCCAGCUGCCGCUUCUGCUCCCGCUGCGCCAGCGCCACCACCAGCACCCUCAAACCUGACUCCUCUCCAGCAGGCGAUGCGCCAGAAGCUGAUCUCCUCCCGAUUCCGCCACCUGAACGAAACACUAUACACCACACCGUCGGAGAAAGCACUUGACAUGUUCAAUGCCAACCCAGAGCUCUUCGACGAGUACCACGCCGGAUUCGCAAGACAGGUCAAGGAAUCCUGGCCCUCCAACCCGGUCGACGGCUACAUCAAGACCAUCCGCCACCGUGGUGCCAUCCCCCUGCCCAAACGAGGCAAGCCACUUAAUCCGGAACGGGGAUACCCGCUUCCCCGUCGCCCGAACGGAUCAUGCACAAUCGCUGAUCUGGGCUGCGGUGAUGCGGCUCUGUCGCGUGCCUUGACUCCCUCCGCCAAGAAAUUGAACAUCAAGCUUAACAGCUAUGACCUGCAAGCCCCCGAUGCGCUGAUUACCAAGGCAGAUAUCUCCAACCUCCCUCUGGAGGAUGGCUCCGUGGAUGUGACUAUCUUCUGUCUUAGUCUGAUGGGUACCAACUGGGUCUCAUUUGUCGAAGAGGCAUGGCGUGUUCUGCGUGGUGACGGCAAGGGCGAGUGCUGGGUCAGUGAAGUGAAGAGUCGAUUCGGCAAGGUGGCACGCAAGAAGUCGCAGAUCGGGGCUCAGAGACCCGGCAGCAAGGCUGACAAGAAGAAGCCCAAGAAGAAGGGUGGCAAGGAUGAUGCUGAUUCCGAUGCGGAGGAAGCCGAGAUCUUUGCUGAGGAUGCUCGUCCCUCUGAUAACAAGGAUGAGACUGAUAUCUCUGCCUUUGUGGACGUCUUCCGCUCCCGUGGGUUCAUGCUUCGUCAGGAGUCUGUCGACAAGUCCAAUAAAAUGUUUGUGCGCAUGGUGUUUGUUAAGCAGGGUGGUGCGCCUGCUAAGGGCAAACAUGCCUCUGCUUUGAGUGCACCUGCCGCUCCUGGCAAGAAACGUUUUGUUGACCGCAAGCCCGAGUCUGAGUCUGGUUUGACUGCUGAGCAGGAGGCUCAGGUGUUGAAGCCCUGUGUCUACAAAAUCCGCUAG